GUUUGGUCCUAGCGGUGAUGACUUUUAUUUUCCUCCAGAACUGUGUUCCACGGGGUUGUGCAAAGCCUGGGAACAGUGAGGGCAUUAGGACCAGGAACGAGGCGUCCGCCUGGCUCGGGCUGUGUCUGGCAGAGGGCUCUCGGCUGAGCGCGGAGCUAUGUGUGAAAGGAAACCAGGCACUGCCUGCCGGCAUCUCAUCUGUUGAUCUGACGUGACUUGAAGUAUCCAAAGGAUGACGGCUGUCAGCUCUGCUGGACGGAGGACCCACCAGCUCCCCCCAGACAUCGCAUAGCAACCUGGCCACUCAUGUGAGGGGGGGACGAAACAGGGGACUAAGCACCUGAGCAGAGUGGAACAACUGUUUCCCCAAGGAGAGAGAGAGGGUCAAAGGGGGCAAUCCAUUUCAUUUGAAGUCCCUGUGAAUGGGCUUUCAGAGGGCAAUUAAAGAAAUCCACUCAGAGAGGACCUGGGGUGGGACUUGGGUCCUGUGGCUUUCUGAUUGUAAGUGGAGGCUGGCCUUACACACGCUGUUGGCAAAUGUCAGAUGGGAUAAAAGGAGCAGGUUAAGUGACUGUCAAAAAACUUCCAGGUGGAACUAGAAACCCAGGUUCUGCUGCAAGCUGGAAGGAACCUGGAGCAGGAGGAGAAAGCGAACUUGAACAUGACCUGUUGCACUUGGCAAGUUCCAGCAACAUGCUCCUAAAGAAGCGAUGCAGGCAUGGACCAUGCAGACUGCACUUCCUGGUGCUCUUGCUGAUGCUGGGAAGCGUGCUGCUGAUGGUGGCUCUGCUGCCCCCUCCUCCGCAAGCCCUGGACCAGGCCGUGACAGCUCAGGCUGCCCAGCAUAGUCAGGCAGCUGGGUACCGCCUGGACUUCGGGGAAUCCCAGGAGUGGGUGCUAGAGUCUGAGGAUGAGGACCAAGAGUACGGUCCCUUGGAGAGCCUGCCGCCUUUUAUCUCGCGGGAGGACCAACUCCUAGUGGCCGUGGCCUCGCCCAGGAUCAGAAGGAACCAGAGCCAGGGCAGGAGAAGUGGCAGCUACAGGCUCAUCAAGCAGCCGAGCCGGAGGCUGGACCAGGAGGCCCCAGAGAAAGACUGGGGAGCAGAGGAGGAGGAUGAGGAGGUAUCUGAAGAAGAUGAGCUGACGACGCUCCACCUGGAGGAGGCGCUCAGCGCCCGCAUCCCCCUGCAGAGGGCGCUGCCCGAGGCACGGCAUCCGCUGUGCCGGCAGCAGCGGCCGGAAGACAGCCUGCCCACGGCCAGCGUCAUCCUGUGUUUCCACGACGAGGCCUGGUCCACCCUCCUGCGCACCGUGCACAGCAUCCUGGACACGGCGCCCAGGGCCUUCCUGAAGGAGAUCAUCCUUGUGGACGACCUCAGCCAGCAAGGACAGCUCAAGACUGCUCUCAGCGCCUACGUGGCCAGGCUGGAGGGCGUGAAGUUGCUCCGGAGCAACAAGAGGCUGGGCGCCAUCAGGGCCCGGAUGUUGGGAGCCACCAGGGCCGCUGGGGACGUGCUGGUCUUCAUGGAUGCCCACUGCGAGUGCCACCCGGGCUGGCUGGAGCCCCUCCUCAGCAGAAUAGCUGGUGACAGGAGCCGGGUGGUGUCUCCCGUCAUCGACGUGAUUGACUGGAGGACUUUCCAGUACUACCCCUCCCAGGACCUGCAGCGGGGGGUCUUGGACUGGAAGCUGGAUUUCCACUGGGAGGCGCUGCCAGACAGCGAGGGGAAGACCCGCCCGUCCGCCAUCAGCCCCAUCAGGAGCCCAGUGGUGCCCGGCGGGGUCGUGGCCGUGGACAGACACUACUUCCACAACACCGGAGCGUAUGACCCUCUCAUGUCACUGCGCGGUGGUGAAAACCUCGAACUGUCUCUCAAGACCUGGCUGUGCGGUGGCUCCGUGGAAAUCCUUCCCUGCUCCCGUGUGGGGCACAUCUAUAAAAGUCAGGACGCUGACUCCCCACUGGACCCAGAGGCCACCCUGCUGAACAAGGUUCGCAUUGCUGAGACCUGGCUGGGCUCGUUCAAAGAAACCUUCUACAAGCACAGCCCAAAGGCCUUCUCCUUGAGCAAGGCUGAGAAGCCAGACUGCACAGAGCGCCUGCAGCUGCAAAGGAGGCUGGGCUGUCGAACGUUCCACUGGUUUCUGGCCAACGUCUACCCUGAGCUGUACCCAUCUGAACACAGGCCCAGGUUCUCUGGAAAGCUCCACAACACCGGACUUGGCUUCUGUGCAGACUGCCGGGCAGAAGGGGACCUCCCGGGCUGUGCCUUGACGCUGGCUCCCUGCAGUAACAGCCGGCAGCAACAGCACCUGGAGCACACCGGCAGGAAGGAGAUCCACUUUGGCAGCUCACAGCACCUGUGCUUCGAUGUCAGGCGAGAGCAGGUGGUUCUUCAGAACUGUACCGAGCAAGGCCCCACCAUCCAUCAGCAGCACUGGGACUUCCAGGAGAAUGGAAUGAUUGUUCACGUUGUUUCUGGGAAAUGCAUGGAAGCAGUGGUACAGGAAAACAACAAAGACUUGUACUUGCGCCAGUGUGAUGGAAAAGCCAGCCAGCUGUGGCACUUCGACAACGUCAAGGCUAUGGAUGAACACUGAAUGCCAGUGUCAGGAGGAAAAGAGAAGCUUGGCCCUCACAUUUCAACCCCAAGAGUACUGAGCAAGCAGGUAUAUUUCAUGAGUCAGCCCCUGUGUGUUUGCGGUCUUGUGAUCGUGGAGAAGAAAGCUCCGUGAAUAAGUAUAAGAAGUGUUUUCCUUCUUGCACCUGUGCCAUUGACUGCUGGCUGUUUCAGAAAAAGAAAAAGAACUGAUUCAUUGUCUUCAGCACGGGUAGAUGACCAUUACACAGUACAGAAGAUUCUUCGUUUUCAUCCCUUCAGCACUGAGCAUGUAAUAAUUGCUUUUAAUCUCUGACUAAGGGAAGAGGCCUGGACACUCUCUGGUAGAACUUCCAGAAUACAUAAAUCCAAUUGAUCAGCUUAUUUCAAAUGGCCUUGCCUUUGAUGGUCUGUGUAGCCAACCAUGAAAAUUAAAGUGUAAAGAGAGCAUCAGGGCCUGGCAUACCAGAAACCUUGAAUUGGGCUUAUUAGAAUACAUUUCAUGUUCACUGGUUGAGCCGUAGCUCAGAAGGAAGGGAAGCUACUGAGAGAAGAGUAGAGUUGGAGGACAGAUGGAAGAGAGCUUUGGGCCAAUCCUGCAGCUCAGUCCAGCAGCUGAAAAAAGUCAGUAAACCUGGGAUAGGGUGUUUUCACGUUAAUGAGAAUUUCCUCGAACUUUCUACCUCCAUUCACCCUGCCCUCGCCUUUCUCUAGUUUGGUUAACCACAACCAGAUUCUCAUGCAAUGUAGUGAAUACUUCUCUUUAGUCAUUGGUCUUUGGAAGGGGCAGCUCAUACUGAGAAUUCCACUAACAGAAGUACAUACACUUGCGAAACUCUCCUGAUGCCCUGUUACAGGGUUUGCAGGGACUGGAUCAGAAAUAGCGACCUUUGCAAAGAGGCAAACCUCCCUGAGGGGAAAUGCCAGCAUCUGAGCCAAAAUUCACACGGGAGGAACUCAAGUUGGGUGUUAAUGUUCAUGAGGGCUGACGGGGCCAUAUCUGAGCCUGUAAGAACUGUCUGGGACCCUCAGUGUGCCCACGGGUGGCACAUUCACAACUGUGGGAAGAACACACCUCCACUAGAGCAGAGCCAAGCUAGCAAGAGCUGACUGGCUCUGCCUGCUCCCAUCUGGCCCAGUCUGACUGUAAGUGUUGCUCAGUAGGGUUGGUUCUGCUAAUCAGAAGACACCAUGCACACCCAUUGCUUCUCCAGAUGGAGUUCACCCUUCACAUGCUCAGCUUAGAAACCGCUCCUCCAAGACACUGGCUUCUUUGGGGCCAUUUCAGAAUGCAUUGUUUCAAAUAAAGAAGACUGGGUGGGAAGUGAGGGUUUCCCAACAAUAGCCAUCAUACUUAUGUACAUAUUCCUUUCCACCUCCUGAAGUCAAUGGCUCACUGCAUUUCUCCUUCCUCAGAAGGCACUUGAGACCCAUGCUAGUAGCCACUAGCCACAUGUGGCUAUCUAAAUGUAAAUGCAGGAGCUCCAUGGCGCAAUCGGUUAGUGCACAGUACUUAUAAAUGUAAAUGCACUAAAGUUAAAGACAAUGUAAACUCAGUUCCUCAGUUGUACUGGUCACAUUUCAAGUGCUCAAUCGCCACAUGUGGCUAGGGGCUACUAUACUAGAGAGCACAGAUACAGAACAUUUUAUUGUUUCAAACAGUUCUAUUGGAACCGAUCUAAAUAGAUACAUCAUCCCAUCAAGGGAAGAAAUUUCAUCCAUUGUCUUCUUCCUUCACACUUGUAUAUAUUUGAAAUGAAUUCCUCAGAUAUCUUGAGGUGAAGAUAAAGCUAAUAAUUCUCAGAUGGCAAACUCAUAAAGGGUAUUAAUGGUUGAAAAUUAAAAAUUAAACAGGACCUCUAUUUUUUUAAAUGAACUUUAUUAUUGGCAUUGUGGGUAUUUGAAGUUGCUGAAAUAAAUUAAUAUAAUUAAAUGAAAGGCUGAAUUCAAUUGU
Molecule: messenger RNA, 4554 nt
Organism: Phyllostomus discolor (pale spear-nosed bat)
Lineage: Eukaryota; Metazoa; Chordata; Mammalia; Chiroptera; Phyllostomidae
Gene: GALNT15
Product: polypeptide N-acetylgalactosaminyltransferase 15
Exons: 10
Coding region: 694-2601 (635 amino acids)
Cellular component (GO): Golgi apparatus
Source: RefSeq, a predicted model, not a curated record